Molecule: messenger RNA, 3425 nt
Organism: Ornithorhynchus anatinus (platypus)
Lineage: Eukaryota; Metazoa; Chordata; Mammalia; Monotremata; Ornithorhynchidae
Gene: OTUD7A
Product: OTU deubiquitinase 7A
Exons: 14
Coding region: 497-3238 (913 amino acids)
Biological process (GO): protein deubiquitination involved in ubiquitin-dependent protein catabolic process; protein K48-linked deubiquitination; protein K63-linked deubiquitination
Cellular component (GO): nucleus; cytoplasm
Molecular function (GO): K63-linked polyubiquitin modification-dependent protein binding; cysteine-type deubiquitinase activity; DNA binding
Source: RefSeq, a predicted model, not a curated record
CCCCCCCCCCCCCCCCCCCCGGAUGAUUGAGAGCAGCAGCUGAGAGCAAGGCAGAGAGGAGCCAGCUGAUUCGAUUCCCCUUAGUUUAAAGCGAAAGAAAAUGGAAGUCGGUUAAUAAAGCGAUCGCAGCGUCCGGAGCAGGGUCGGUUGAGUCUCCUACAGGACUGGUAUCAAUUCGACAGCAUCUGUCAGGAGAGUGCUCAGCAAUGUCGGGAAACCAAAUGAAAGCCAAUCUUGCUGAAAGAAAUAACUAGCGAAUUCUCAGGGGUUGUUAUAUCACAUCACAUCUUGUACUGUGGCAAAAAUGGACGGUUUCCAACUACAGAGAACACAGUGUUGACAAACAAUAUAACAGUUGAUUGCCACGUGCCUCAAGGAAAUCUUAUUUCAAGUCCGUGGAAAGCCAAUCAAAUGAACAAGUCACAGAUGGAUGAUUUCUAGUUCUCUUCCGAACCCCGACUCUGCCAAGUGCUAGGCAGCACUUCUACAUGAUCCCAUGACUCUUGAUAUGGACGCGGUCCUGUCAGACUUUGUUCGGUCCACGGGGGCAGAACCGGGUCUGGCAAGAGACCUGCUGGAAGGCAAAAACUGGGACUUGACCGCAGCUCUGGGUGAUUAUGAGCAACUCCGACAGGUUCACACAGCCAACCUACCCCAAGUGUUUAACGAGGGGAAAUACUACAAGCCCCCAGAAAGAGAGCCACCCCAACAGGUGAACAAGAUUGACCGGCCAGGCCUUCCAAGACAGGAUGAAAUUGCUCAAGAAAAACGUCUGUCCCGGGGUAUUUCUCACGCCAGCUCAGCCAUCGUCUCCCUUGCCCGAUCCCACGUGGCAAACGAAUGCAACAAUGAGCAGUUCCCUCUGGAGAUGCCCAUCUACACGUUCCAGCUGCCCGAUCUCAGUGUGUACAGUGAAGACUUCAGGAGCUUCAUUGAACGGGAUUUAAUUGAACAGGCAACAAUGGUGGCGUUGGAACAGGCGGGUCGCCUGAACUGGUGGUCAACAGUGUGUCUGAGUUGCAAGCGCCUUCUACCACUGGCCACUACCGGAGACGGGAAUUGCCUCUUGCACGCGGCCUCGUUGGGGAUGUGGGGGUUUCAUGACAGGGACCUGGUUUUGCGGAAAGCUCUCUACACGAUGAUGAGGAGCGGAGCUGAGAAGGAAGCACUGAAGCGCAGGUGGAGAUGGCAGCAGACCCAGCAGAAUAAGGAGUCUGGGUUAGUUUACACAGAAGAAGAGUGGGAACGAGAGUGGACAGAGCUCCUGAAACUGGCAUCAAGCGAACCCCGCACUCAUUUCAGCAAAAAUGGAGGCACUGGUGGGGGGGUGGACAAUUCGGAGGAUCCUGUGUAUGAAAGCUUAGAGGAGUUCCAUGUUUUUGUCUUAGCCCAUAUAUUAAGAAGACCGAUUGUGGUUGUAGCAGACACAAUGUUAAGGGACUCUGGUGGUGAAGCAUUUGCACCUAUUCCUUUCGGAGGAAUUUACUUGCCCUUGGAAGUUCCACCCAACAGAUGCCACUGCUCACCUCUGGUUCUAGCUUACGAUCAAGCCCAUUUCUCCGCCCUCGUGUCCAUGGAGCAAAAAGAUCAGCAGAGAGAGCAAGCGGUUAUCCCUCUCACUGACUCUGAACACAAGCUUCUGCCUUUGCACUUUGCUGUCGAUCCGGGGAAGGACUGGGAAUGGGGAAAAGAUGACAAUGAUAACGCCAGGUUGGCCAAUCUGAUUCUGUCCCUAGAAGCAAAGCUGAAUCUUCUGCACAGCUACAUGAAUGUCACCUGGAUCCGGAUACCCUCCGAAACGCGGGCUCCUUUGGCCCAACCAGAAUCCCCCACGGCAUCGGCCGGAGAGGACGUUCAGUCCCUGGCUGACUCGAUGGACUCCGACCGCGAUUCCGUCUGCAGUAACUCCAACAGCAAUAACGGGAAGAACGGCAGCAAAGAAAAGGAAAAGGAGAAGCAGAGGAAGGAGAAGGACAAAAACCGGGCGGAUUCGGUGGCCAAUAAACUGGGAAGCCUCAGCAAAACGCUCGGCAUCAAACUGAAAAAGAACAUGGGGGGCCUGGGGGGACUGGUCCACGGGAAGAUGAGCCGAGCCAAUUCCGGGAACGGGAAGAAUGGCGACCCCCCCGAGAGAGGCAAAGAGAAGAAGUCCAAGUCCCGCAAAGGCAGCAAGGAGGAAUCGGGCCAGUCGGCCAGUACCUCCCCGUCGGAAAAGACGACGCCGUCUCCCACGGACAAGGCGAGCGUCUCUCCGUCCGAGAAGAACGCCAGGUCCCCGUCAGACAAGCCGGCGGACGCCUGGAAGUACAGCACCGACGUGAAACUGAGCCUCAACAUCUUGAGGGCCGCGAUGCAAGGCGAGCGGAAGUUCAUCUUCGCCGGCCUCCUCCUCACCAGCCACCGGCAUCAGUUCCACGAGGAGAUGAUCGGCUACUACCUGACCAGCGCCCAGGAGCGCUUCAACGCCGAGCAGGAGCAGAAGAGGAAGGAGGCGGAGAAGAAGGCGGCGGCCCCGGCGGUGUCCUCCGGCAGGAAGCUGGAGCCGGAGGCCUUCCCCAAGGAGAAGCUCGAGUCGUCGCCUCAAGGCGGGGCGUCGCCGGUCCUGCCCGCAAGCCAUACCUCUCAGCUGGUUUUAAAAUUCAAGGACCGGACCAGUCCCCCCCCCGGUUCGUUCCCGUCGCCCGGCCACAGCACCAAGAGGACCGGGCCCACACCGGUGUCCGUCCACUAUAGCCAUACCCCUCCGGUCCAGAGGCAGAGCGUCAUCCACUUGCACGACGUCAGCUCCAAGCCGGCCAGCUUCCAGGACGACGCCUUCAAGCCCGUGGUGGGCACCCUCAAAACCUGCGCCACCUACCCCCAGCAGAACAGGUCCCUGUCAUCCCAGUCCUACAGCCCGGCCCGGGCUGCCGGCAUCCGCACGGUGAACACGGUGGAGUCUCUGACCUUCGCCCUGCCCGCCGAACACAAGUCCCAGACGUACACGAACGGAUUCAACCCCGGCGACGUCCGAGACGGGCUGGAGUUCGCCGACGAGGAGGCCCCGCAGACCUGGUUGAACAAUGAGAAAAACAGAGGCAGAAGCACAGUUUGCCCUAUAUACUCCAUCCAGCAGAACCGUUGUAAGAAAGAGAACUGUUCCUUUUAUGGCCGGCCGGAGACGGAGAACUAUUGUUCCUACUGCUACAAAGAGGAGCUCAAGCGCAGGGAGAGAGAGAACAAGGGGCACAGGCACUGAAAACCACGAGGAUGCCCCCAAACCACUCGGUUCUCAUCGGUUCCUGACGAGAGGGAAGGAGGGUCGGGGCCCCGGAGCCAAGAGAAUCCUCAGAAGGGACCCAGCAGACGACAUCCGGCUUGUUGCUUCUUGGGGGAGAGGCGGAAAUGAGAGGAUUAAUUUAUCAUAAAGAAUUUAUUUUCCAUUU